This is a messenger RNA of Salvia splendens (bonfire salvia), 1176 nucleotides long. Its product is annotated as transcription factor RAX2. The record is from RefSeq and is a predicted model, not a curated record. Bases 238 to 1008 code for a protein of 256 amino acids. The transcript is spliced from 3 exons. NCBI's taxonomy places the organism in Eukaryota, Viridiplantae, Streptophyta, Magnoliopsida, Lamiales, Lamiaceae.
GUGUUUGCACAUGGGAGAGAUGGUUAAAUUAUUUAAGCUUCCUUUUUUUCUAAUCACACAAGAGAGAUGAUUAUUAGACCUUUUUAAUUGAAAUUUAAGUGCAUCUACUUUGACUUGUGUGUAUCUCUCUCAAUAGGAUAUAAUGUAUACUAGUACAUACAUCAUCACAUUGUUCCAAAGAUCAAGUCUUAUAAACAAACACCACAUAUUUUCUUAGAAAGAGAGAGAGAGAAAGAGAUGGGAAGAGCUCCAUGUUGUGACAAGGCAAGUGUGAAGAAAGGGCCAUGGUCACCUGAAGAAGAUGCAAAGCUAAAGGCUUACAUAGAGAAGCAUGGCACUACUGUUGGCAAUUGGAUUGCUCUCCCUCAAAGAGCUGGUCUGAAAAGAUGUGGGAAAAGCUGCAGAUUAAGAUGGCUCAACUACCUCAGACCAAACAUCAAACAUGGAGAGUUUUCUGAUGAUGAAGAUAGAAUCAUCUGCAGCCUCUACACCCGCAUAGGAAGCAGGUGGUCAAUAAUAGCAGGCCAAUUACCGGGCAGAACAGACAACGACAUCAAGAACUACUGGAACACGAAGCUGAAGAAGAAACUACUAGGAGGAAACAUUAGGCCAACACCAAUCUCUCCUUUCCUUCCAAAUCUCACCUCCCAAAUCUCAUCACCAUAUGAUCAAUUGCGAUACACCGCUGGAGACAAGGUCCCGUUGCACCGGAGUUACAACAAUCAAGUCAUCUUCGGAGGCAACGAAGCCAGCUGCAGCUCCUCAGACACUGGCAACCAAUUAGGGUUUCAUCAUCAGAGCUAUUUAAGCGUCGAUGAUGAAACUCAAAAAUUCUAUGAUCCCAGCAAGGGAGAUCAUGUAAGUGGGAACUGUUUUGGCCAUGAAAAUCCACUGGAUUACAGCAUGGAAGAUAUUAAGCAGCUGAUUAGCACUAAUCACAUUUCCACUAAUCUCAACUUCUUUGUGGAUGAGAUCAAGACAGAACAAGCAACAACAUUGUACUACUGACUGAUGUCCUUUUUUUUUAUCUGUGAGAAAAACUUUGCUUUGAUAGUACAUAAUGGAAAAUGUUUUUACUCUCUGCAUUUGACAGAAGCCAUUUGCCAUUGGAAUCAAGAUUCAUUAACAUAUGAGUACCAGUUUUUUAAUGAAAUUCGAGCUUAAUUUGUUUGAUUA